Molecule: messenger RNA, 3285 nt
Organism: Centropristis striata (black sea bass)
Lineage: Eukaryota; Metazoa; Chordata; Actinopteri; Perciformes; Serranidae
Exons: 4
Coding region: 571-2925 (784 amino acids)
Source: RefSeq, a predicted model, not a curated record
UUCUUUUUGUUUUAUUCAGAUGUACCUAAUCAUGUACCUGAUAUAUGUAGUGUAUUCUAAUGUAUAAUUAACCACUCAUCCUUGGUACGCAGUUCAUUUCGCUUCACUGGCACUGACAAAAUCUGUGAGGGUGUCAUGCUUGUCAUGCAGUUUGUGUGUAUUCCAAAUCAUUACUUUUAGAAAGGAAAAAUGUAAACAGACCAAGUUUAAAUUAAUAAUUUAAAAAUGUGUUACAGUUUGUUCAGGUGUCUGGCAUAAAACCUGUUUCAGACGAAUUAUAAAUGAAAACCUCCCCCACCAAUCACAGGUAAGUAUCGACUGAGGUUGUCUUAAAUUUUUUAAGUAAAUGUAAAAUGUCCAUACCUAAAAUGUGUUGUCUCACCAUUUCAGGAGCAACAGCUUUCAAAAUGUUCAGAGGAUGAACUGCUGUCAGAUGAGGAUAGCAUACCACAUUCCAAUGUGGAUCCAAUAUCUGAUGAUGAUCAGGAUCAUUCUGAUGUGGAUUACAUACCAGACUCAGAGUUUCAAGAUGAUGAUGAUGAUGAAGAUUCAGACACAAGUAUACCUUUCAUGCCUAUUCGGUCUAACGGUGGACAGAUUCAGGUAAAACCAGUAAUACCUGAUGCUGGGACAUCUUAUGGGUCAGACACAGGCAUCCCAGUUGUGCCCAGUACAUCAAAAGGUCAAAUGCCCCUUAAAGAAACAUCAGGCUCUGCAAAUUCUAUGAAAACCUUGCCAAAGAAGAAGAAGAAAAAGCUAGAUGAUCAAGCAGAGCCUCACAACCAAGAAUCAACACAUUUGACUAUGAGUACUAAAAAUUACUGUUACAUUUGUGGUCAACCACAAAGCAAAAUUUCUCGCCACUUGAAGACACACACUACACAUGCAGAAGUUGUACAUGUUUUUUCCCUGCCUUACCACUCAAAGGAGCGUAAAAUAUUGUUAGAAAAAAUGAGGAAUAAGGGAAACUUUAGACAUAAUACUGCUGUUUUACAAGGUGGAACAGGCCCGCUGAAAGUAAAGAGAAAACCAAAGGCUAAAGCAGUGGCAGGAAAGUUUGUUCACUGUAUGUACUGUCAAGGGAUGUACCUCCGGAAAGAGCUUUGGAGACUUGCCCGCAGAUGCCCCUGCAAGCCAGAAGAUGGAGAUUUGGAAAAAGAACCUGGGAGGACCAAAGUACUGGGUUUGGCUGUCGCUCAAGAGUCUGCAUCUUGUCACCAGAUCUCAGCUGGAGUUUGGAAGCUCCUUAGUGCCAUGAAACAGGAUGAGGUUGCCUCAGCUGUGAGAAAUGACCUCUCUAUUAUUCAGUUUGCCCAGUCACUCUACAACAGACAUGGACAAGACCCUACAAAGUAUGAAUACAUGCGACAGAAGCUUCGUGAAGUGGGGCGUUUGUUGUUAUGUCUGCGCACAGACUUCUCAGUACAUAACCUGGAGGAGGCUGUUAAACCUGCUAACUUCCAGAGGGUUGUGCAAGCUGUAAAGAAAGUUUCUGGUUUUGAUGAAGAAAAACACUCAUAUGGAACACCAAGCCUUGCAUUGAAAUUGGGGCACACAUUGCACAAAGUUUGUGACAUUAUCCACUGUAGGGCCCUCAUGGCAGAACAUGAAGAACUGAUCAAGUCCACUGACACAUUCAAGAAGUUGUACUCCUCCAAGUGGUCUGAGAUGGUGUCUCACAGUGCCUUGAACACACUGAGUGAUGCAAAGUACAACAAGCCAUCAACUUUACCCUUCACUGAGGAUGUUCGCAUUCUUCACCAGUACCUUGAGAAAUCUGCAGAAAGUGCCUUUUGCAACUUAAAGGAGAAGGCCACGACUCAGAACUAUGCACAACUUGCAAAAGUUACACUUGCACAAAUCAUUGUGUUCAAUCGAAGACGAGCUGAGGAGGUUUCAAAAAUGCGCCUCAAAAGUUUCCAUGAAAGAGACAACACAAAGCUCCAUGAAGAUGUUGCCAUGGGUUUGUCAAAGACUGAACAGAAGCUUUGCAACUAUUUCAGCCGAAUCGAAAUCAUGGGGAAAAGGGGCAGAAAGGUUGCAGUUCUGCUAACACCAAGGAUGGUGGAUGCUCUCUCACUACUGACCAGUCAAAGGACUGAGUGUGGUGUUUGUGCCACAAAUAUCUUCCUGUUUGCAAGACCUAAAUCAAUGACCCAUUACAGAGGGCAGGACUGUUUGCGUGUUCAUGCAAGCCAGUGUGGAGCAAAGCACCCUGAGCAUCUCAGGUCGACACAACUAAGGAAACAUGUUGCAACACUCUCUCAGGUCCUUAAUUUGAAAAACAAUGAACUUGAUCAGGUCGCAGAUUUCCUGGGACACGACAUCCGUGUUCACCGCGACUUCUACAGAUUACCAGUUCCCACAACACAGCUGGCCAAGAUUUCUAAACUGCUUUUAUCAAUGGAGAAAGGACAUCUUUCCAGCAUGCAGGGAAAAUCCCUGGAUGAGAUUGAAAUAGAAGGUGAAAUCGCAUUAAGUGACACUGAGGCCAAAGACAGUGACAGUGAAUCUGAUGGCAGUGGCACAGAAUUCACAGAGUGUGACACUAGUGAGGCUGUGGAUGCUGCAACCGACUCUACAGCUACGGAGCAGGUCCAUGAUGCUGCAGAUUUAGAAGCAGUGUCAUCAGUGACGUCCACAGUGAAUGAGACUGCCCCUCUCUCUGAAAGACAAGAUGCUGGUCAAGACCAUGAGUCCAGAAGAGUGCCAAAGAAAGUGUGGUCUAAGCCUGAGGUUGCUGCAGUUAUGCGGCAUUUCAGAGGUCACAUUUGUAAAGGAAAACUGGCCACCAAAAAUGAAUGUAGUCAUUGCAAGCUGGUAGAAGGCCCUGCAUUAGCACAAAGAACAGUGCAAAAUAUAAGGGACUUUGUCAGAAACAGAGGAAUAGCUGCAAAGAGACAGUCACAGAAAGAGAAGCUAUAAAUCCACAGGGUUCACAGUUGUUCAGUAUGUUAUGGUUAUGUUGAUACCCUAAUAUAUUCAAUAAUGCCACCUCUUAAACAUGGGUCGUUAUAAAUAAGAGAAUAUUUUAGCAUAAAGCUUUUUUUUUUGGAGUUGUGGCUCUUGUGUGGCAGGCUGCUAGUUGCCUGUGGGUUUGGUUUUUGUUGACAAAGUGACUGACUAUGUGUGAGGUAUGUUUUUGUUAAGUGCUCUGACACUUUUUUAUUUUCACACAGUGAUGUUUAUUUCACUAUUUGAUAUGUUGAUACGAUAUACAUAUAUAUAUGGGCAGUAUUCUUACUUAAGAGCAGUUUAUUGAUAAUAAAAUGACUGUCCUGUUAA